Molecule: messenger RNA, 1324 nt
Organism: Oncorhynchus tshawytscha (Chinook salmon)
Lineage: Eukaryota; Metazoa; Chordata; Actinopteri; Salmoniformes; Salmonidae
Gene: pla2g12b
Product: phospholipase A2, group XIIB
Exons: 4
Coding region: 102-1193 (363 amino acids)
Biological process (GO): cholesterol homeostasis; lipid catabolic process; phospholipid metabolic process
Cellular component (GO): extracellular region
Molecular function (GO): A2-type glycerophospholipase activity; calcium ion binding
Source: RefSeq, a predicted model, not a curated record
UCUGCCUCUCACACAGACACAGUCAGUACUCUCAGAGUCUGUUUAAAUGUGGACGUCUACUCCUCAGACGAACCUGCGCAGUGACUUUCUACCAGGCCACCAUGCUUCCCCGUACCGUAUCCUUCCUCCUGCUCUUCAUCUUCCUCUCCUCUGGGAUGUCUGCUUCUCUGGUCAGCAGGACAACCCGCGAAGAGGACGGCCCUCCUGCUGUUCCGACCACGUUCAGGGUUGACAUCUCUGCUGCUGUAGGUGUUCCGUCUGAGGUUGAUACCGUGCAGGCAGGUGGCCCGGUUGUUGAUGAUACUCCUUCAGCUGAGGCUGUGGCAGAAGCCCUAGUGACAAAUGAGCCUGUUACAGAUGCCGCUGUAGCUGACGAGGUUGUAGCCGAAGAGCCGGUUGAGGACACCCCAGUUGCUGAUGCUCUGGUAGCAGAUGCCCCUGUAGACGCCUUUAUCAUAACAGAAGAAGAAAAAGAGGCCCUGAUAACAGAAGCAAUGAUUAAAGAGUUGUCUGCCCAGGUGGAGAAGGAAGACCUCGCUGAAGAGACAGAGAUUCAAGACGCCACCUUGAAAGAGUUGACAGACCGGGAGACCCUUGAGAAGGCAGUGGAGGAGCCCAUUGUAGAGGCAGCAGAGGCAUAUGCUCCAGAGGAGGAUCCAGCCAGCUCUGAGAUACUUGUCUUCGAAGCCCAGGAAGAGGACUCUGGAUGGGGGUUGGCUUCCAUCAGAGAGAGCCUCCAGGCAGCCAACGGAUACUUUGACUCUCUUGUGGAACUGAUGGGGGGACGCAAUGGAGUGUGUCAAUACAAAUGCAAAUACGGUAAAACACCUGUGCAUCGCUAUGGUUACGUGACCCCAGAGCCCAACGGUUGCAGCUCCAACCUCCUAGGAUUCCAGGUACCAGACGGUUUUGACAUUGGCAUCCCAGCCAUGACUCAGUGCUGUAACCAGCUGGACAGUUGUUACGACACCUGUGGCUCCAACAAGUACCGCUGCGACUCCAAGUACCGCUGGUGUCUCCACGCUAUCUGCUCUGACCUGAAGAAAAGCUUGGGUUUCGUGUCAAAGGUCAAAGCCUGUGAGACCGUAGCAGAUGCUCUGUACAACACUGUGUGGACGCUGGGCUGCAGAUCCUUCAUGAACAGCCAGAGGGAAGCAUGUUACUGUGAGGGAGAGGAGAGGGACGAGCUGUAGAGGACCAGGCUGGAACACAACACAACACUACUCAACACGAGAGAAAGCUGGGAGGAGAGGGACGAGCUGUAGAGGACCAGGCUGGAACACAACACAACACUACUCAACACGAGAGAAAGCUGGGAGGAGAG